UGCAGACUUACAGUGGUUUGUCAGUGGACUUGUGUAUAGGUCGGGUUCGAUAAGGAAACAUAAUACAUGUCAGGCUUCGCCGACUUCCAGAAGAUAUACUCAAUAGUGAUAGAGAGAAAUACGAACAAUAGCCUUAUAUACCGCAGAGUAUGCCGUUGUAAGUAAGUAGAGAAUGCAUAUAUACCCAGGCUGACGGUGAACCUUGACGGAGGGCUAAUCGUAAAACCAACACUUGUUGUCGGUAUUAAAAUGUUUCUUUAAGACAGGUAAUCGCUCAUAUUUCUCUGGGAUUUAAAUUUCGCUUGGUUACAAACACGCUGACGUUCAAAUUAGAAAUCUGCAGAGCGUGUUAAAUGGCGGAGGAAGGUGGCGAUACAGAGCGGUCACCCAAAGGAAUACACGAGAGUUAAGGAAACGGACGGUAAUCAAGCUGCUUUAGUUGUGUGGUAUUCCUCUGGACUAUGGUGUGAAAUAAACACACUUUGGACGUUCCUUACAUGACAGUGGGAUAAUUACAGCAUGACUUAAGGUACGUGACUAUUGUUUGAUACGUGUGUGUACGAAAUCUGCGAUAAGUGAGAUCGGAAGACGUCACAAUGAGACUGUUUACAUCCACUGUGUGUUUAGAGGAAUUCGAACCUCGACCCCCGUUUCUGACGGACCCUACACGAGACAAUCUUAAAACUAUGGGAUACACAUCGACCUACAGAGACCAUAAAUUGAGGCUUCCAACUCCAGAGAAAGUCGCCAUCAUGGAACUCUCAAACAGCUUCGAGCGGCGGAGACUUGGCAAACAACAACAAAUGUUGACUGAUAUGAAUCAACGCUGCAGAGAACAAGAAGUUACUGAUUUGUCCAACAAACUCACUGAAAAGUGCUGUCUUUUGGAUUCAGAAAACAGAAAAGCCAGAGAGGUUGAAUUUUAUCGUACAAACUUUAUGACAAGAAGACAAAAAACAUAUCAUGGUUUUCCUGAUGAGGAGAGUCUAGACCAUAGCGACUCGAACUCGCCAUCCCAAUCCCCCGGAAGUAGAUCACCGCACCAGGUUUUUGACAAAGGUUACAAACACUUCCCCGCCAGAAAGGUCAUGAAACACCAGUCUCGGUUUGACCUUGGCCGCACGCAUUACCGGCACCACGUAAAACACCAACCAAAGGUUGAAAAGACACCACAACACACAGCGAUGCCUCAGUAUGCCGAAAAACUAUUCAAUAGGGCCAAACAUUUAGCAUCUCAAAGAAUCAAUGGACAAGUACAGCUUGACCUCUACAAUAGUCCCCGAAAUGACCAUUUCGCCCCGCUGAUUCUGCCUAAUAUUGACAGCGGAUCUAAUAGUAAACUCGAAUCCAUCACCACGGCGCGCUUGAACUUGGGUACGCGGUCAAGGUCAACCCUUACCCAUGGAAUGGAUGGAAGUGUUGGUUUUCCCAGUAAUAAAAGUAGUUUCAAAAGCACGCGCUCCACACGUGCUCCUAAAACAUUGAACGGCGAAGUACUUUCCACCAUAAAUGUUCCCCGGACAGAAAUGAACACACAGGAUCCCUCUUCAAACACGGAUGUCCCGAGAGAGGGGAAGGAUAAAGAUGUGGCUACCCCGAGGGACGAGAAGAAUGACGUCACUGAAGCCGUUGUGACGCCAUGAAUUCUUUAUACGACAGUAACCAACAGGUGUAUAACAUGCACAUAUAAUAGUGUUAGAAAAAUAGUCACAAAUCUUAUAUAAAAGAAAUGGAUUGUGUAUGCAAAUAUGUGAUACGUUAUGCUUUAUUCUUCCUCAAUAUCAUCGAUUGUGCGAUAGGAAAUUUAAGAAGGGCGGAAGUGGGUUUUUGGAGGUAUAUAACCCGUAUUCAUAGAAACACGUUGUCGCUUAGUAGCGGUGAUAUAUUAAACAAUUGUGAGACAUAUUCGGUGGAUUUAAUGUUCAUAAGGUAUGGAUUAUGUAGACUACUACUGGACGAGUGUGUCUGCAGUAACGCAGACUUUUGGCACACCUGUACAUAGGUAUUGUUACCUGUUCUGUGUUUCCUGUCCUCACACCUGUAAUGAGCUAUAUGAAUUAUGUGUGUACCCUAUUGGUUUUAAGAUCAACACGGUAUUGAGAUUUGCAAUAUGACACACCAGAUUGUAUUAUGAUUUGUCCACAUUUUAUUCCGCAACUGUUGCCAGAAUCCUACUUUAUUAUUCUCUGGUCAGUUGUGCCAUUUACAUGAGUUUGUAUCUUAGCUUACAUGGAGUUGGCCUCAGUAUACGAGAUCUACAUUUACACGCUAAUGAAGGCAGAGGUUUCAAUGCGAUUUAACCCAUUCUUAUAGUAUGUGUACUCUUUGGUAUGAUAAUAUAUACAGAUGUUUCUGAAUAAAUACAGUCGCCUGAAUUCCUCUAUUGUCUUUUACGCACAGGUAAACUGGCAGCACUAUUGACCUGUUUAAUACACCUGUAACGCUAUCAGCUCUGGAUAAGCUGAUUGAAUAUCAUUUGAAUUGAGCCACCAACGGUUUCACACUGGUAUAUUUAACAUAGAGACACCCUCAUUAUCUUGAAAUAUCGAUUGAGUAUUUAAUUUCAGGAUUAUAUUUACAUUUACCUAUAUAUCAAACACACUGUACACGGAGUCCAGCUUACAGUUACGUUUGAAUCAAGUUUGAUUUAGUUAAACGACACAUUUAAUCAAGCGUUUGAAUCCCCUUUUCAAUAGCACGUGCAGAUAUAUAAAUAUUUGUGUAUAUAUUAUCCUUAGCAAUCGCUUUUAGCCAUAGAAAAUGAAAAUUUCGUUUUCAGGUUUUUUUCUAUUUUUUUUUUUAUAAUUCCUUAAUUUAACAUUUUAACUUACUUUGUGAUAAAGCUAAUAAAACCUCGUAUAACCUUG
This is a messenger RNA of Mizuhopecten yessoensis (Yesso scallop), 2867 nucleotides long. RefSeq lists its product as uncharacterized. NCBI's taxonomy places the organism in Eukaryota, Metazoa, Mollusca, Bivalvia, Pectinida, Pectinidae. The record is from RefSeq and is a predicted model, not a curated record. The transcript has a single exon. Bases 597 to 1643 code for a protein of 348 amino acids.